This is a messenger RNA of Penicillium daleae, 1524 nucleotides long. RefSeq lists its product as uncharacterized. The coding region runs from base 1 to 1524 and encodes 507 amino acids. Gene Ontology annotation, biological process: allantoate transport; transmembrane transport; tripeptide transport. Gene Ontology annotation, cellular component: plasma membrane. Gene Ontology annotation, molecular function: dipeptide transmembrane transporter activity; allantoate transmembrane transporter activity. Lineage: Eukaryota; Fungi; Ascomycota; Eurotiomycetes; Eurotiales; Aspergillaceae. The record is from RefSeq and is a predicted model, not a curated record. The transcript is spliced from 3 exons.
AUGCCAGAAUCUAGCACUGCAGUUGAAGAAGCCAUGGUGGAGCAGGGGUCGGACAUGGCCAUGGCCAAACGAGUGUUGCGCAAGAUCGACAUGCGACUCGUGCCUUUGUUAUUUUUCACAUAUAUGCUGAAUUUCAUGGACAAGACCAUUCUUUCCAGUGCUUCUGUCUUUGGUCUAACUGAGGACACGGGCCUGGUGGGGCAACAGUACAGCUGGGUAUCCUCAAUCUUCUACUUUGGCUAUUUGGCAUGGGCAUACCCAACUACCUUGCUCAUUACUCGCCUGCCAACGGCUAAAUAUUUGACUGCCAAUACCCUGUUCUGGGGUGCUGUAGUUGCGCUCACUGCGGCUUGUACAAACUUUGGCGGCCUCAUGACGGUUCGCUUCCUCCUCGGAGUCGCUGAGGCAACUAUUACUCCGGCAUUUAUGUUUAUCACGUCGACUUGGUAUACGCGUGAUGAGAUCCCGACACGGACGGGCAUGUGGUUUGCUGGAAAUAGCGUCGGCGGAAUUGCGGCUAGCCUUAUUGCGUAUGGCCUAGGACAUGUCGAUGACCAUGUCAGGCCCUGGAGAUGGAUGUUCAUCAUCCUCGGUAUCCUUACUUUUCUCUGGGGAUUCGCUAUCUGGAUGUUGCUCCCAGAUUCCAUUUCGACCGCGAAGUUCCUCACAGAAGAGGAGCGUCAGUUCGCAGCUAAUCGAGUCGUCAUUGCUGGAACCGGUGCGACCGAAAAGACUGCAUGGAGGUGGGAUCAGGUCGUCGAAUGCCUCAUGGACCCAAAGACCUGGCUUAUUUUCGGGCUGGAAAUUCUCACACAAAUUCCCAAUGGAGGCACCCAGAACUUUGCCAACCUCGUGAUCAAGUCCUUUGGAUUUACGAGUCUGCAGUCGACGCUGAUUACAAUUCCCUAUUCUCUUAUAACUGUCGCUGCAAUUACCGGCUCUGGUUGGCUUGCUGGUCGGUUUCGCCAAAUGAACUGUCUGUUGAUUAUUGCAGUCAUUCUUCCAUGUGUGAUUGGCAGUGCGAUCAUCUACUCCCGUGCUCACGUUGUGCAUGGUGUUCAACUAUUCGGGUAUUUCCUACUGUCAACUGGCCCGGCCGCGAUGCCACUCGCAAUGUCGCUGGUGCAGGCGAACUACCGUGGAGUGACGAAGAAAAUGACAAUGACCGCUUUGCUGUUCCUAGCAUACUGCGCAGGAAACAUCUCGGGACCCCAGUUCUUUCUCAGUCGUGAAGCCCCCACAUAUGACACAGCAUUCCGCACAAUUAUGAUCUGCUAUGCGUUGGCUGUGCUUUUGGCCCUGUGUCUACGCUUCUACUUGCAAUGGAUGAAUGCUCGUCGCGUGAGAGCAGAGGGAUUCGAAGGAAGUGCGGGAAAUGCAGGCGCAGUUGGUGGUGGUAAAGUCGUGGAUGUUGAUCCGAACGCAAAGAAUGUUGGACAGAUGGUAAAUCAGGUUCAAUUGGUAUCGAAUGACUACGAGGAUAUCACGGACUGGAAAACGCCUGGGUUUAGGUAUCGAUUUUGA